AUGGAGGGCCCGGGAGCCGCGGAGGUCUACGACACCAAUCGCUUCUCCCAGCUGUAUCAGGCCUCGCGUCGCCCAUCUCCCGAGCAUCUCAGCCUUGCCGCUGACUUCCUCUUCUCCCUCUUCGACCGCCAUUCUAUUCGUUUUGCCUUUCUUGGCGGCUGGGCCGUGUACUUAAGAGGCGGCACUCGCAGGACCGAAGAUGUUGAUCUCAGCGUGGAUAUGUCCAUGGACGGCCUCACUGCCAUCUUGAUGCCGGAAGACAGCAACCUCGAGGAGGCCAUGGAGAUGAUUGCGCCCAACCUCAACGGGGACCCUUUGCUGCAGACGGGCCAGCUCAUCCCUGUCAUAGACAUCUACCACCAGUUUUCUACCAAGUUGCACGUCCACUAUGAGCGGCGCAAUAACGGCCAGACCGACGACUAUGAGGAUCUCGAGUUCCUCGCCGAAACCUACCCUAGAGAGAUCUGGGCCCUUCACCCCUACCUGAACCGCGAUCACCGCGAGGCCUUUUGGCAGGUCUUCGCCUUUCGGAACGCUGAUGAGUACGACCGAGUCGACCAAAUGGAGGUAAUCUUGGGGCUUACCUCUUGA
Messenger RNA from Parascedosporium putredinis, 591 nucleotides. NCBI's taxonomy places the organism in Eukaryota, Fungi, Ascomycota, Sordariomycetes, Microascales, Microascaceae. The record is from the annotation of a GenBank genome assembly.